Messenger RNA from Leptopilina heterotoma, 525 nucleotides. RefSeq lists its product as uncharacterized. The record is from RefSeq and is a predicted model, not a curated record. The transcript is spliced from 2 exons. Bases 16 to 360 code for a protein of 114 amino acids. Lineage: Eukaryota; Metazoa; Arthropoda; Insecta; Hymenoptera; Figitidae.
AACAAUAGUGGGGAUAUGAGAAAUGCGCACUUCGGUUUCGAUAGAUAUAGUGGUGGUAGUAUAGUUCUAUUUAAAUUGCCACAUUUCCCAGUAACUUCAUUCAUAUCUAUCUUACACUUUCAAGUUCAAGCACUCUAUUUGUCGAUAAUUCUCGAAAGUUAUUAUUUACACGAAAAAAAUGUCUGCUUUGAAGUCAAUCCUAUUUUUAAUGUUUCUGGCAAUAAUUUCUUUUGCGAUUGUUCCCUCUGCCAUGGGUUGUAUCGGCCGUGGAUCACAAUGCAGAGAAACCGGACAAGGGGGACUGUGUUGCCGUGGAACAUAUUGUCAUCGAGAACCAGGACGGGUUUGGGGAAACUGUAGGCGUUAACUAGAUUUUAAGAGAAUUAAAAUCCUAAUUAACUAAUCUUUAACCAUUAAUGCCUUAAAAAAAAGUAAAAUAAAAUAUGUCAUAUUUUCAAAAUGUACGAUAACUAAUAAGUUCAUUUUUAUUUCUAAAUUAAAAAUAAAAUUACCAUUACGGAUGAA